AGAGACGCCCGACCAAUUACUUAAGCCUCAUAUGUGCCAGCUAAAAUGUGAGAUUUUGGUGUACAGCACCCAGAAGUGAACAGUCAGGCUGACCCGGAAGCUGUGCUGUCUGGAGGCGCAUAGAGAACAUCCAGCCUCUUCUCUGCUUUAUUAAAGCCUCUCCUGCGAGGAAAAACACUCUGACAUCGAUAUAAAAGAAAGAUGGCAGAGCCUCGAUUCAAUAAUCCAUAUUUCUGGCCACCCCCUCCCUCUAUGCCUGGUCAACUGGAUAACCUGGUUCUUAUCGACAAGAUCAAAGAGCAACUGAUGGCAGAAAAAAUUAGACCUCCGCAUUUGCCGCCCACCACUGUUCCCUCUCAGCAGACUCUGCUGGUGGCCUCUCCACCUUCAGAUGGUGGUCAACAUGUGAUGUCUAUCCCCAAGCUGCAGCAGGUGCCGGGUCUUCAGGCCCACAACUCCUCUCAGCCUGACAUCGCCCUGCACGCCCGCCCAGCAUCCAGCACCAUCGCAGAGCUGAAUAUAGAUGACAAGACUGCAGUGAAGGCGAAGGGAUUAUGGGAAGACUGGCAUAUGCGACAAGCAGUGGACCAAGCCUCAAGAGCGAACCAUCGCUCAGGUCUCACGCUGUCGUCCCGCACAGAAAGCCACAACACCUCUGAGGCUAUAACUCCCACAACCCCGACGUCUAGCAGCCAGAACCGUUUGGGCGGUGCGCCUUCCUUAAACACCAUUUCUGGCCUAGCCAGUGGUCCUGGCAUGGAGCAUGUGAAAAGUGGAGGUCUGGUGGGGAUGCUAGGACCACAGCCCAAAGCUCCACGGGGCCGCAAGAAGAUUAAAGCAGAGAACAACACAGGCCCAUUGCUGGUGGUGCCCUACCCGCUUCUGGCCUCAGGCCCUGACCAGGCAGUUACCAUCGCCAAAGAGGGAAAAACAUACAGGUGUAAAGUGUGUCCCCUCACUUUCUUAAACAAAUCAGAGAUGCAGAUUCAUUCCAAGUCCCACACGGAGGCCAAACCCCACAAGUGCCCUCACUGUUCAAAGUCGUUCGCCAACGCCUCAUACCUAGCACAGCACUUACGUAUUCACUUAGGCAUUAAGCCCUACCACUGCUCCUAUUGUGAGAACUCCUUCCGCCAGUUAUCACACCUCCAGCAGCACACCAGGAUUCAUACUGGUGACAGACCAUAUAAAUGUGCCCAACCAGGAUGCGAAAAGGCAUUCACACAACUCUCAAACCUACAGUCUCACCAGAGACAACAUAACAAAGACAAGCCAUACAAGUGUCCGAACUGCUACCGCGCCUACACAGACUCAGCCUCCUUACAGAUCCAUCUCUCCGCACAUGCCAUCAAGAACGCUAAAUCGUACUGUUGCAGUAUGUGUGGUCGCGCAUACACCUCAGAGACCUACCUUAUGAAGCACAUGUCCAAACACACCGUGGUGGAGCAUCUGGUCAGCCACCAUUCCCCACAGAGAACGGAAUCUCCCAGCAUCCCCAUACGCAUUUCACUUAUUUGAGCUUCCUCCCUCAUGUUUCUCUUCCAUUAAAAGGUAUUUUGUUCACGCGAUGGUCUUCCGUUGAGAAAAAAGUGUUACGAGCCCUCGGAGGACAUUUGAGUCUGAUAUUGUCUUUGCCCCUUUAGCUCUUAGUGAUAUUAAGCCUACAGGCCACAGACUCAACAACUGCUGUCUGAACUGAACUCAACUCCAGACACCAGUCUAAAGGAUUUUAAUUGAUUAUUCCAAAAACAGAAUGUCACAGUUGUGAUCAUUUUUAAGGAGUAGUUCACUUACAGAAUUAAAAUGUCCUGAUAAUUUACUCACCCGUAUGUCAUGAUGUUCAUGUCUUUCUUUCAUCAGCGAAAGAAGUUAAGGUUUUUGAUAAAAACACUACAGGAUUUUUCUCCAUAUAGUGGACUUCAUUGGUGGCCAACAGGUUGAAGGUCCAAAUUGAAGUUUGAAUGCAGCUUCAAAGGGCUCUACAUGAUCCCAGCAGAGGAAUAAGGGUCUUAUCUAGAAACGAUUGGUCGUUUUCAGGAAAAAAACAGAAAUGUAUGUGCUUUUUAACCACAAAUGCUCGUCAUGCAGUAGCUCGGAGGUCACAUGUGGUGUAGGCAGAAGUACCGACCCAGUGUUCACAAAGUGAACGUGCAAAGAAAGUCAAACGCCCUUUACAAAAAGAGGAGAGGAGAAAAUGAAAUGGAGUUUUUCACCCUUCUCUACCUUUUUGAACUAGAGUACAGAAACAAAGAACUAACCACACAUGACCUUUCAACCAUGAUAAUGUGUGAAGUCGCGGAUGUGCAUUGCAGAGCUAAUGCAGAUGAGCAUUUGUGGUUAAAAGGUAAGUCAUUUUACAUUAUUUUUAGAAAAUGACCAUCGUUUUGCUAGAUAAGACCCUUAUUUCUCGACUGGGAUUCAUGUAGAGCUUUGAAGCUUCAUUGAAACUGCAAUUUGGAUCUUCAACCUGUUGGGUCCCAUUGAAGUCCUCUACAUGGAGAAAAAUCCUGGAAUGUUUUCCUCAAAAACCUUACUUUUUUUUGACUGAAGAAAGACAGACAUGAACACUUCGGAUGAAUGGGGAUAAAUAAAUUAUCAAGAAAUUGUAAUUCUUGGAGUAAACUAAUCCUUUAACAUUUUGUUUCAAAGGUGUGUAAGGGAGACUUCCAAAGAUACUCUUUAAGCACUUUUACAGCCUCGUGGUUUUGGCUCAAAGUCGAAUGAAUCUUUUCAGAAUGGGAGCAGCUUCUCGCUUUGGGCAGCUAUGAGAGUUUAAACUUAGUUUUACCAGGAUGUUGUGUUUUAUAUUACUGUGGAUGUGACACUUCUUCCACUUUAAGCUUCUAUUAUCCUUUUAUAAGGGGUUUUAGGUCAUGGUGAGAAAUGUCAAGCUACGUUUUAAGUUCUGUAUGCCGUGACACAGUUCCGGUAAAGUUUUGUGGAUUUUAUAAGCACGUUCGUUGGCCGAGUAUUUUGUACCCUCAAAGGUGAAGGAAUUCCAAGAAAUCCCCCACGAACAUAAAAGAGUGUUAACACUCUCUAAAACAAUGACGCGUGUUAUUUGCAUCAUAGAUGUUUUACUUUUUGUGACAAGGCCUUUUUUGUGUGCAAUGCAAAUUUCAUCCCUUCCAAUCACAGUAUUUUGAGGAGAAAGUGUCCUUUUUUGUCAUUUUUUGAAUUAAAUGGCAUAAUAAUGUCCAUUAAGUGGAUUUUUGUCAAGAAGAAGUGUCACACAGGUUCAGUGUUGUUAACUGAAUCACACAUUUAGGGUGUAGUGUGACCUCUGACCUCCGUUAAGUGUUAAUUCCCUCUAUUCUUCCCAACACAAGUGAUGCAAAAGCACCUCGGGACAUUAAGUUACACUGAUGGAAAGUUUUUUUUUUUUUUAGAUUAUGAUGUAUGGCCUAUUUAGAUUUUUUUUAUUGGUCAAAUUCAAACUUCGUAUACCAAAAUAUCAGUGAUCAUGUUUAAGAAAGUCAAAAAAGCUCAUUUUGAAUGUAUUUGUUUUCAUUCCCACCAGUGCGUUUCUGUUACACAAGUUCAUCCAAAACUAAAAACUCUGUAAAUCUGAUGUUUAACUGUUUUUUGGGUUUGUUUUGUUGUUUUUUAUACAGUAUAUAUAUAAUUGCUCUGACAAGCAAACCAGCAUACAAGCUGAUAAAACAUAUUUUUAACAGUAGUGGGCAGCAGUAUAAAACGUUCUCACAGAGUUCAAGCACACAUGGUCUAUUGAAUUAUUCUAGCCAGAUUUGAUCAUACGUGAUCAUACUUGCCGUAUGUGAUUUCAACAGGCCACAACACUGCAGCUCUACAACAUUCGUUUAUUUUCGUGGUCAUUUAUACCAGUCAUUUGUUAAGCUUACUGUUUUCAAUUCAUGUAUAUUUAGGAAACUUUUUUUGUCUGUCUGUUUGCAAAGGACCAAGCUGUUGCUCUCAAAAUUCCCCAAAAAGUCUCAUUAUAUAAGUCAUUAUAUAUACAGUUUAGGUGAUUUGUUACACAGUAAUGGUUUACUGGGUCAAAGUUUUUUUUUUUUUACUUUAAUAUUUGGGAAUGUGACCAAUGUCACAAUUUUAGAUAACAGCUGUUUGAUGAAAACCUACUACUUGGUGCUUUCUACAAAACCUCAGCUCAUUGCCAGGAAUAGAUUAUUACAUUACAGUACAAUCCUGGCUUGUUCAGUCUCAAAUCCAUUUUAAAUCAGUAAGACGUGUACAUUUACUAUAAAAUAUACCCUGUAUUCAUUAAUAGUGCAAAUUGCAAGGUUUAGAUACUGUACUUUGUUCAUUUUUGUAUCUGUUUAGUAUAUUUCAACUUAUUAAUAUUUGUUUUUCUGUAAGUACUGAUCAUUGUUUUUCUAGGCAUCCUUGUCAUUUUUAUGUGUACGCCUUAAUUUUAUCAUCGCUGAAAGACCGGUUUCUUUCUCUUUCUCCCUUUCAUGUCGACGUUUUUCAGUAUUCGGUUUUCUUAAGCCUUUUUUCCGCAUGGAACACAGUAAUCGUUAUUAAUUAACUGUUAACAUGUACUACGUAAGACAUUGUUAUGUACGUUCUGAAAUAAUUCACGUUUUCCUUCGUCUUGCAUUGUGGUUUCAUAUAAAGAUUUUGUUUAAUAUGCACAGACAAGACUGAUAGGUGAAUUAAGAAAAUAUCAAUGUCAAGAACACUUUGUAUCUCUAUCUUGUUUAUUAAAUUCAGACUGUUA
Labeo rohita (rohu) is the source of this 4702-nucleotide messenger RNA. RefSeq names its product zinc finger protein 362b (gene znf362b). The coding region runs from base 202 to 1518 and encodes 438 amino acids. The transcript is spliced from 9 exons. The record is from RefSeq and is a predicted model, not a curated record. Gene Ontology annotation, cellular component: nucleus. Gene Ontology annotation, biological process: negative regulation of transcription by RNA polymerase II. Lineage: Eukaryota; Metazoa; Chordata; Actinopteri; Cypriniformes; Cyprinidae. Gene Ontology annotation, molecular function: DNA-binding transcription repressor activity, RNA polymerase II-specific; RNA polymerase II cis-regulatory region sequence-specific DNA binding.